Jaculus jaculus (lesser Egyptian jerboa) is the source of this 3463-nucleotide messenger RNA. It is a transcript of the gene Aars1, whose product is annotated as alanyl-tRNA synthetase 1. NCBI's taxonomy places the organism in Eukaryota, Metazoa, Chordata, Mammalia, Rodentia, Dipodidae. Gene Ontology annotation, molecular function: aminoacyl-tRNA deacylase activity; ATP binding; alanine-tRNA ligase activity. The transcript has 21 exons. The coding region runs from base 217 to 3123 and encodes 968 amino acids. Gene Ontology annotation, biological process: tRNA modification; alanyl-tRNA aminoacylation. The record is from RefSeq and is a predicted model, not a curated record. Gene Ontology annotation, cellular component: cytoplasm; mitochondrion.
UUCGCAGGUCGGUGACAGCGGGUAACCCGGUAUCUGGCUCCGGUGGGCUUGCUGCGAGGAGUUAGAGGCCGCGAACGCCGGGAGAAGCGGCGGGCGGGCCUCGUUCCUGCUGCGCGAGAGGAGCCGGCGCUUGGGGAGGAGAGGGCGGCAGCGGCAGCCGAUCGAUCCCCCAGCCGCCCCGUGCCUGUCCUGGGGUUCUGUCAGGUGACUUUCAAGAUGAACUCUACUCUAACGGCAAGUGAGAUCCGGGAGCGAUUUAUAAGUUUUUUCAAGAGAAAUGAGCACACCUAUGUUCACUCCUCUGCCACCAUUCCACUGGACGACCCUACUUUGCUCUUUGCCAACGCAGGCAUGAACCAGUUCAAACCCAUCUUCCUAAACACAAUUGACCCAUCUCACCCUAUGGCCAAGCUGAGCAGAGCUGCUAAUACCCAGAAAUGCAUCCGGGCUGGGGGAAAACACAACGACCUUGAUGACGUGGGCAAGGAUGUCUACCAUCACACCUUCUUUGAGAUGUUGGGCUCUUGGUCUUUUGGAGAUUAUUUCAAGGAAUUGGCAUGUAAGAUGGCUCUGGAACUUCUCACCCAAGAAUUUGGCAUUCCAAUUGAAAGACUCUAUGUUACUUACUUUGGUGGGGAUGAAGCUGCUGGCUUAGAACCAGAUCUGGAGUGCAAACAGAUCUGGCAAAAUUUAGGGGUAGAUGACACCAAAAUCCUCCCUGGUAAUAUGAAGGACAACUUUUGGGAGAUGGGUGACACAGGCCCAUGUGGUCCCUGCAGCGAGAUCCACUAUGACCGGAUUGGUGGUCGGGACGCUGCACACCUUGUCAACCAGGAUGAUCCCAAUGUACUGGAGAUAUGGAACCUUGUCUUCAUUCAGUAUAACAGGGAACCUGACGGCCUUCUGAAACCUCUUCCCAAGAAGAGCAUCGACACAGGGAUGGGUCUGGAGCGGCUGGUGUCGGUGCUGCAGAAUAAGAUGUCCAACUAUGACACUGACCUUUUUGUUCCUUACUUUGAUGCCAUUCAGAAGGGUACAGGUGCCCGGCCAUACACUGGGAAGGUUGGUGCUGAGGAUGCUGAUGGAAUUGACAUGGCCUACAGAGUGCUGGCAGACCAUGCACGGACCAUCACUGUGGCACUGGCUGACGGAGGCCGGCCUGACAACACAGGGCGAGGGUACGUGUUACGACGGAUUCUCCGCCGGGCUGUUCGGUAUUCCCAUGAGAAACUGAAUGCCAGCAGGGGGUUCUUUGCUACAUUAGUUGAUGUUGUCGUCCAAUCCCUGGGAGAUGCAUUUCCUGAGCUAAAGAAGGACCCAGACAUGGUGAAGGACAUCAUUAAUGAGGAAGAAGUGCAGUUUCUCAAGACGCUUAGCAGAGGACGUCGCAUCUUGGACCGAAAAAUUCAAAGUCUUGGAGACUGCAAGACCAUUCCUGGAGACACUGCUUGGCUCCUCUAUGACACCUAUGGAUUCCCAGUGGAUCUUACCGGACUGAUUGCUGAAGAGAAGGGCCUAGUGGUGGACAUGGAUGGCUUUGAAGAGGAGAGGAAACUGGCCCAGCUGAAGUCACAGGGCAAAGGAGCAGGUGGAGAAGACCUCAUUAUGCUGGACAUUUAUGCUAUUGAGGAGCUCCGGGCUAAGGGUUUGGAGGCCACAGACGAUUCUCCAAAGUAUAAUUACCAUGCAGACUCCAGUGGUAGCUAUGUGUUUGAGAAUGAAGUGGCUACAGUGCUCGCUCUGCGCAGGGAAAAGAUGUUCGUGGAAGAGGUGGUCACUGGCCAGGAGUGUGGAGUGGUCCUGGAUAAGACCUGCUUCUAUGCUGAGCAAGGAGGGCAGAUCUACGAUGAAGGCUACUUGGUGAAGGCUGAUGACAGCAGUGAGGAUAAAACUGAGUUUACAGUGAAGAAUGCUCAGGUACGAGGCGGGUAUGUGCUACACAUAGGAACAAUAUACGGGAACCUCAAAGUCGGGGAUCAAGUCCGGCUAUUUAUUGAUGAGACCCGGCGGAGACCUGUCAUGAGCAACCACACAGCCACCCACAUUCUGAACUUCGCCUUGCGCUCUGUGCUGGGGGAAGCUGACCAGAAAGGCUCGCUGGUUGCUCCUGACCGCCUUCGGUUCGACUUCACGGCCAAGGGAGCCAUGUCCACCCAGCAGAUCAAAAAGGCUGAGGAGAUUGCCAAUGAGCUGAUUGAGGCAGCUAAGCCUGUCUACACCCAGGAUUGUCCCCUGGCAGCAGCGAAAGCUAUCCAGGGCUUGAGAGCUGUGUUUGAUGAGACCUAUCCUGACCCUGUGCGAAUUGUCUCCAUUGGAGUCCCAGUGUCUGAGCUGUUGGAUGAUCCCUCUGGACCUGCUGGAUCCCUUACUUCUGUUGAGUUCUGUGGGGGAACGCAUCUACGGAACUCCAGUCACGCUGGUGCUUUUGUCAUCGUGACCGAAGAAGCUAUUGCUAAAGGCAUCCGGAGAAUUGUUGCUGUCACAGGUGCUGAAGCCCAAAAGGCUCUCAGGAAGGCAGAGAGCUUGAAGAAAUCUCUCUCUGCUAUGGAGGUCAAAGUGAAGGCCCAGACUGCACCCAACAAAGAUGUGCAGAGAGAGAUUGCUGACCUUGGUGAGGCCCUGGCCACUGCAGUCAUUCCCCAGUGGCAGAAGGAUGAACAGCGGGAGACUCUGAAGUCCCUGAAGAAGGUCAUGGAUGACUUAGACCGGGCCAGCAAAGCUGAUGUCCAGAAGCGAGUGCUGGAGAAGACAAAGCAGCUUAUUGACAGCAACCCCAACCAGCCGCUGGUCAUCCUGGAGAUGGAGAACGGCGCUUCGGCCAAGGCCCUGAAUGAAGCCUUGAAGCUUUUCAAGACACAUUCCCCUGAGACAUCUGCCAUGCUCUUCACAGUGGACAAUGAGGCUGGCAAGAUCACAUGUUUGUGUCAAGUCCCUCAGAAUGCAGCCAACCGAGGCCUAAAAGCCAGCGAAUGGGUACAGCAAGUGUCAGGCUUGAUGGAUGGCAAAGGUGGUGGCAAGGAUGUGUCUGCCCAGGCCACAGGCAAGAACGUGGGCUGCCUGCAGGAGGCGCUGCAGCUGGCUACUUCCUUUGCUCAGCUCCACCUGGGAGAUGUGAAGAACUGAGUGGAGUCCCUCACUGGGAAGCAUUCUUCCCCACUACUGGAUACAUCAGGGCGCAUCAGUGCAGCCGGGAGCUCUCCAUCUGCCAGAAGGACAUUGGGCUAUCUGUCCUAAUCCAGCAGUAACUGGAACACACUUGGAGCUGUUCUGUGACUCACUGCCCCUUUCCAUUACUGCUCUGAGCCGUCCACAUCAGCACCAUCUGUCUAGAACCACUACUCCAGGAUUGUUAUUUAACAUCUUCGCGCUGUCAUCUAGACAGGUUCUCUCUGUAGACCCAACUGUCUAGGUCUGCAGAUAGUAAUCCUUUUUGCUGCAGAAAAUAAAAGGACCAUGUGCAAUA